AACUCACUUCUACCACCCUCUCCGCCCAUCUAUAUAUACGUCAUCCACAGUAUUCAGUUUACAACUCUUUCUCUCGCUCGCUCGCAGUUUCCAAUUUCGUUGAUUUCCAGAUGGCUUCUUCUGCCCUUAUCUGUGAGACAGAGCAAUGGAAGGACUUGAAGGCCCACAUUGAUGACAUUAAAAAGACACAUCUACGAGAUUUGAUGAGUGACACUGAGAGAUGCAAAUCGAUGAUGGUGGAGUUUGAUGGGAUACUACUGGACUAUUCACGCCAGCGAACCACCCCUGAUACAAUGGAUAAGCUAUUCAAAUUGGCAGAGGCAGCAUCCCUCAAAGGAAAAAUUAACAGGAUGUUUAACGGGGAGCGGAUUAAUAGCACAGAGAACAGGUCUGUUCUUCACAUAGCUCUCCGUGCUCCAAGAGAUGCAGUUAUACAAAGUGACGGCAAGAAUGUGGUCCCAGAUGUUUGGCAAGUUCUGGACAAGAUACAGGAAUUCUCUGAGAGGGUGCGCAGUGGUUCUUGGGUUGGAGCAACAGGAAAACCUUUGACCAAUAUUAUUGCCAUUGGUAUUGGUGGCAGCUUCUUAGGGCCUCUUUUUGUGCAUACUGCUCUUCAAACAGAUCCGGAGGCUAUUAAGUCUUCAAGAGGACGCCAACUGCGCUUUCUGGCAAAUGUGGACCCAAUAGAUGUUGCAAGAAAUAUAACUGGAUUAAACCCUGAAACUACGCUAGUUGUGGUGGUGUCAAAGACUUUUACAACAGCUGAAACUAUGUUGAAUGCUCGAACACUGAGGGAAUGGAUCUCAUCUGCUUUGGGGCCUGAGGCAGUUGCAAAGCAUAUGGUGGCAGUCAGUACUAAUCUAACGCUUGUGGAAAAGUUUGGGAUUGAUCCUAAUAAUGCUUUCGCAUUUUGGGACUGGGUUGGAGGCCGAUAUAGUGUUUGCAGUGCUGUUGGAGUUUUACCUCUGUCUCUCCAAUAUGGGUUCUCAGUUGUUGAGAAGUUCCUGAAGGGAGCUUCAAGUAUUGAUCAACACUUCUACUCAGCACCUUUUGAUCAAAAUAUUCCGGUGCUCUUAGGUUUGCUGAGCAUUUGGAAUGUUUCAUUUUUUGGAUAUCCUACAAGAGCUAUUUUACCUUACUCUCAAGCCCUAGAGAAGCUUGCCCCUCAUAUUCAACAGGUUAGCAUGGAGAGUAAUGGAAAAGGGGUAUCAAUUGAUGGUGUGGUGCUUCCUUAUGAGACUGGUGAAAUUGAUUUUGGUGAACCAGGAACAAACGGUCAGCAUAGCUUUUACCAAUUAAUUCACCAGGGAAGAGCAAUUCCUUGUGACUUUAUUGGUGUUGUGAAGAGUCAGCAACCUGUGUACCUGAAAGGUGAAAUUGUAAGUAACCAUGAUGAGCUUAUGUCCAACUUCUUUGCACAACCAGAUGCCCUCGCUUAUGGGAAGACCCCAGAACAGCUGAAAAUGGAGAAUGUCCCCGAGCAUCUUAUCCCUCAUAAGACCUUCUCUGGAAAUCGUCCAUCUCUCAGUCUUCUACUCCCAUCACUGAGCGCUUAUAACAUUGGACAGUUGCUGGCAAUCUAUGAACACAGAAUUGCUGUUGAAGGCUUCAUUUGGGGUAUCAACUCUUUUGAUCAGUGGGGUGUUGAGCUAGGAAAGUCAUUGGCUUCACAAGUCAGAAAGCAACUUCAUGCAUCACGCAAGAAAGGAGAACCAGUUCAAGGCUUCAACUUCAGUACUACUACAGUGUUAAAAAGAUAUCUAGAGGCAAGUGCAGAUGUGCCCGCAGAUCCACCAACCCUUCUUCCCCACAUGUAAAUGCUGCUUGUUGAAAGAUUCACCAGCCUUUGGGUCAUCACAUAACUUGGAAGCUCCAAUGAAGUAUGGUCAAAACUAUCAUAUACUUUCCGACUUCCAUGAAUGUUCUGUGGCUCCUGUGAUAUUGUGAUAUGAGUUGAUUUGCCUUGAAACUGUUUUCGGAUUACACAAGUUUUGGCUGUUUGAACUUUGAAGUCGUUAUAUGAACUGAAUCCCUCGUUUGAUUUCAGUAGCCGGUGGGGCUGUUUCCUGGAAAGACUUUACUUUUCAGGCAGAAAAUAAUGGUGUUUAGAAGUGGGUAUAAAAUAAUUAUGGUUUGGUGA
Diospyros lotus (date-plum) is the source of this 2140-nucleotide messenger RNA. RefSeq names its product glucose-6-phosphate isomerase, cytosolic 1. The transcript has 24 exons. Gene Ontology annotation, molecular function: monosaccharide binding; carbohydrate derivative binding; glucose-6-phosphate isomerase activity. Lineage: Eukaryota; Viridiplantae; Streptophyta; Magnoliopsida; Ericales; Ebenaceae. Gene Ontology annotation, cellular component: cytosol. Bases 111 to 1817 code for a protein of 568 amino acids. The record is from RefSeq and is a predicted model, not a curated record. Gene Ontology annotation, biological process: glucose 6-phosphate metabolic process; gluconeogenesis; glycolytic process.